AUGUCCCGUUUAGACAGAUUGGUGGUUCUCCUAGAGACGGGCUCCACGCCGUUCAUUCGAAAUACGGCGGCAGACCAACUCUCGGACAUUGCCAAGGGACACCCCGAGGAUGUGAUUUCUCUUCUAGGUCGGGUGUAUCCUUUCCUUAAGGCUGAGAGAUGGGAGACACGUAUUGCCGCCGCCAGAGCCUUUGGUGGUAUCGUGGCCAAUGCGCCCCGCUGGGACCCGAACUCCGACGAAACAAUUAAGAAGGAGCAGCAGCUUCAGAGCAUCCAAGACCUGGUCACUGUUAAAACAGAGGAAAUGCCGAAUGUAAAGCUUGAACAGGACGAAGAGCUCCGAAAGCUCGACAACGGUUUCCUGACUCUUGUAACUUUCGAUUCUUGGAAUCUUGGCGAGCUUCUUGCGAGCGGACGUAAAUUGCUAGCGUCUGGAGGCUCCGACAUCAACGGCACUCUGCCAGAUGACCAGGUGCCCAGUGAAUUCAUGCAGAAGUUGAAGAAACACAGGCCUGUCGUCAAAACAGAGCCCGUGCAAUCAACCAGCCCAGCCAUGAAGAAAGAAGAGGAAAGCUCAACGCCAGAAGUGGCGCUCGUUGCGCAGUCACCUACUCCUGAAGCCCCCGCCAAGUCUUCCGCCUCUAGUGCCAGAUUGAAGGCUAUGCAGAGACGUAGAGCAAAGGUGAAUGCGAAAUCUUCUGCUUCGAAGGUUACUCCUGUAGAUUUGUCUCAGUCCUCCUUGACCCGUGAACUUGCAGAGAAUGGCGAGGGCGAGGUGAAGGAGGAGAUGUCACUGUUUGAUUUAUCUGGGCCACAUGAUGGCACAAAGUUGAUGAUGAAAGAAAACGACACCGAAUUGUCUCCUUUACUUUCUCAGCACACAAAAGUGGCAGGUUUGGUUUGGCAGUUUCAAGGAGUGUUCGAACUUCUUACCAAUGAUCUUUUCGAUGACAACUGGGAAGUAAGACAUGGUUCCGCUCUUGGCCUUCGAGAAUUGAUUAAAACACAUGGCACAGAUGCUGGCAGAAUCAUGAACAAGUCAAGGGAAGAAAAUGACGCCAACAACGCUGCCUGCCUUGAGGAUUUGGCUGUGCGUCUAUGCACCCUUUUCGCCUUGGACAGAUUUGCAGACUAUGUGAACGAUACUGUCGUGGCCCCAGUUAGAGAAUCUGGCGCCCAGACACUUGCUGCUCUCCUCACCCAUCUAGAUAUUUCCACAACGAUAAAGACAUUCUACUGUCUUCGAACCCUUGUCCUACAAGAAGGUAUGCACUUUAAGCAACCGCAAAAAUUCUGGGAAGCAAAGCAUGGUGGAAUGCUCGGUGUUCGUUACUUUGUCAGCAUAAGAACCGAGGUUCUCCUAUCACACCCGGAGUUACUAGAUAGCGUUGUCUCAAUGGUCCUUCAUUGUUUGAAAGAGAGUGAGGAUGAUGUCCAGUCGGUUGCUGCUUUGACACUUGCGCCCAUCGCUAGCGAGUUUGUCAAGACAAGAACAGAGGUAAUUGCAUCAUUAUUGGAAGUGGUUUGGAACUGUUUGUCGAGCUUCGAGGAUGAUUUAUCUGCAUCUAUCGGAUCUGUCAUGGAAUUACUUUCAAAACUUUGUACACAUAAGGAAGUUAUUGAAAUAAUGCAGUCACAUGAGUUCCAGGUGUCUGCAGAUUCGUUUGAUAAUCUUGUACCAAAGUUGUUCCCCUUUUUAAGACAUUCUAUCACUAAUGUCAGAAAAUCCACUUUGAAAACCUUGUUGGAGUUCAUCUCAAUCGACGAUCCAUCCUCAAAAUUAUGGAUUGGCUCGAAGACUUUGCGUCUAAUCUUCCAAAACUUGCUUGUGGAGCAAAACCCGGAGGUACUCUCUCUAUCACAAGAGGUAUUUGACAAGCUUCUAAACGAGAUCCAAAUCAACUCCGAGCUAUCGACUUUAGAUUCUUACUUUGCUAUCCAGGUACAAUCUUUAACAACUCUCAUCAUGACACCUAUUGGCAUAGCAAGACACAAUUACCAAAUGAAUUCAAGUCUCCUCAUGAGGCCUACAGAUACAAAUUUUGAUAGAAUCGAUGGCCGUGGUAUUGUUCAUGAGGUGAACGACACAUACUCAGAUGCUCCUAUUUCCGACUCAGCUCCUAAAAGAGGAAGAAAGCGUAAGUCCGAACUCAAGAUAGAUUCUUCAGAUCAGGAUCAUCUCAAGAUCAAUAUUGACGCCCCUGUGCUCAAUGGUGAUGUCAUGAUCGUAGGUUACGACACUUUUGUUGGAAUGAGAGUUGCUGCAGCCAGAGCUAUGGGAAGAGCAUUAGCGCAACUUGAGUCCGAAUCGGAUCUUCUCAAAGCAUUCGAGAACCUAAAGAAUUACUUGACAUCUCCACACGCUACGCCUCGCCUAUUUGUUGCCAUUAUUGUCGAAGAAUAUGCACUUGCUUUGAAAGAAAAAUCUGUCAGUGCUCCUCCCGCUAUCGUUGAUAUGGUCGUGCCAAUAAUGUCGGAGUUGAUCUCUGACACUGAGGGUAUCAUAUACUUCCGGGAGUUGGUUUCCACUUUGAAGAGUGCCAGAACUGCUUGCUUGCAAUUGUUCGACGUUUUCAUUACGAAAGGUAAGCUUCCCCAAACAAAAGUGCCUCAUUGCCCAGUAAUUGUGCAAGGUGAGGCUGGUUCUGGGCCCGGUGCGUUCAGUAUCGAAAGUGCCACAAAACUUCUUGAUGAAACGUAUCCAAAACUUGUCAAAUCACUCUCAGCAACGUACCGUCUCUCGGCUCACCUGGCUCUUGAGGACGCAAAGCACAGAAUUGAGCAAACGUUACUUGUGGCAAAAGCUGCUAAUUCUCAAAGAUCCACAAGUAUUCUGGCAUCGUAUGCAGCUGCUAUUUUGGCUCUCAGCGGUAUCCCCAGAAAGCUCAAUCCGAUUAUAAGAUCAUUAAUGGAAAGCAUCAAGCUUGAAGAGACACUCCUUUUACAAAAGCGUACUGCUCAAUCCUUUUCGUCUCUCAUUGAGGGCCUUAAUGCAGUUGGCAAGUCUGGCCCAUCAGACAAGAUUUUGAAGAAUCUUUGUGCAUUUUUGUGUGUUGACACAUCCGAAGUGCCCGAGUUUAUCCACAAUUCCAAGAUCGAGGACAAUAUUCUCUCCCUUCGAAAGGAAGAGGCAAAGACUGAUCCCGCAGACAUUGCAGCUCACGAGGAGGCUCUUAAAGGUGCUCGUAUUAAACGAAAUGGUGCUCUCUUAGCAUUGGACGCAAUUUUGCAAAAGUACGGAGAAAAUCUUUUUGACCUGCUUCCUAAGCUCACAGAAAUUCUAUUUGAUCCUCUCAAAUUGCUCCUCGAUCUUGAGCUGAAGCCCUUGGAAGAUGAUCUAGUUGGACAGAGUAUAAUCGAUGCUUUGGGUGUCUUAAAAGCUUUGUUCCCUAAGUUGAGCGUAAAGCUUCAUAGCCGCAUCUCAGAGUAUUUGCCGAAUUUGGUUGCCGGUUUGAAGAAUCCACUUUCUGUCUUGAGGUAUUCUACAUCUAAGUGCUUCGCCACUGCUUGCUCAGUAUUACCUUCCAAGGUAUUUCCUGUUAUAAUUAAAGAGGUCAUUCCGAUGCUCAAUAACGCAGCGGAAUUCAGGGAAAGACAAGGAGCUAUCGAGGCUGUAUAUCACGUUGCAAGCACUAUGGGCGCAGAUAUUUUGCCCUACAUUGUUUUCCUAAUCGUCCCUGUUUUGGGUAGAAUGAAUGAUGCUGACCCCGAUGUCAGAAUCAUAGCAAGUACAACCUUUGCUUCAAUCAUCAAGCUCGUUCCAUUGGAAGCUGGUAUCCCAGACCCACCAGAUAUGCCCGAAGAACUUCUUGCAGGAAGAGAUAGAGAGCGUGACUUCAUUCAACAAAUGAUGGAUCCAUCCAAGAUUACCUCGUUUGAGGUUCCUGUCGCUAUCAAGGCUAAAUUGCGUAACUAUCAACAAGAAGGUGUCAACUGGCUUGCAUUUUUGAAUAAGUACCGUUUGCAUGGUAUUUUGUGUGAUGAUAUGGGUUUAGGGAAAACGUUACAGACAAUUUGCAUCAUCGCAUCAGACCACCAUAUCAAAGAGGAGAAAUUUGCCGAGACCGGACUAGCAGAGUUCAAGAAGAUUCCUAGUUUGAUUAUUUGUCCACCUUCUUUGACAGGUCACUGGGAACAAGAGCUAGGGCAAUACGCUCCCUUUUUGAAUGUCGUUGUGUAUGCUUGCGGACCAACUGCUAGAGUUCACCUUCGUCCACAAAUGGAGAAUGCGGAUGUCAUUGUGACAUCGUAUGAUGUGUGCCGUAAUGAUGUAGACGUGUUGGCUGCAUAUCAGUACAAUUACUGUGUUCUAGACGAGGGCCACAUCAUCAAGAACUCUGCAUCGAAAUUGAGCAAGGCAGUCAAGCGUAUGCGAGCUGAGCACAGAUUGAUUCUAUCAGGUACUCCUAUUCAAAACAAUGUUUUGGAACUCUGGUCCCUUUUUGACUUCUUAAUGCCAGGAUUUUUGGGUACAGAAAAGGUUUUCAUGGAGAAGUUUGCAAAGCCCAUUGCUGCAAGCAGAAACAGUAAAACUUCUUCCAAGGAACAAGAAGCAGGUGCUUUAGCCCUCGAAUCGUUGCAUAAACAAGUCUUACCGUUUAUGCUUCGUCGUUUGAAGGAGGACGUCUUGUCGGAUUUGCCUCCCAAGAUCAUCCAAGAUUAUUAUUGUGAGUUAUCGGAAUUGCAAAAGAAAUUGUAUAAGGAUUUUGCCAAAAAACAGAAGUCGCUUGUUGAAAGCGAAAUUAAUGAGCAAGAUGAAGAGGAGUACAAGAAGCAGGACAGUCAUAUCUUCCAAGUUUUGCAAUACAUGAGGAAACUAUGCAAUCACCCAGCUUUGGUGGUUACGCCAAGCCAUCCACAAGCAGCUGAAGUUGCCGAAUAUUUGGCGACAAAAAAAUCUGACUUGAAGAGUAUUGAGCAUGCCCCUAAAUUGAAGUCUUUGAAAACUCUUUUGUUAGAGUGUGGAAUUGGAGUCAAUGAUAGUGACUAUUCCAGCGCAAAAUUCAAGGCUAAACAAAAGCAACUCCUCACUUCUGAUGGCGUGAUCUCUGAGCACCGUGCGCUCAUCUUUUGCCAGUUGAAAGACAUGUUGGAUAUUGUCGAGGAAGAAUUAUUCAAAAAACAGAUGCCCUCAGUCACAUAUAUGAGACUUGAUGGUCGCACUGAGCCUCGUAGUAGACAAGCUAUUGUGCGUAAAUUCAACGAGGAUCCCUCGAUUGAUGUGUUGCUUCUUACAACCAAGGUUGGUGGAUUAGGUCUCAACUUGACUGGAGCUGACACUGUUAUUUUUGUCGAACACGACUGGAACCCAAUGAACGAUUUACAAGCCAUGGACAGAGCACAUAGACUCGGUCAGAAGAAGGUUGUGAAUGUUUAUCGUCUCAUUACAAAGAACACUUUGGAAGAGAAGAUCAUGGGUCUACAGAAAUUCAAAAUGAACAUUGCUUCUACGAUUGUCAAUCAACAGAAUUCAGGUCUUUCUUCAAUGGGAACCAAUCAAUUAUUGGAUCUCUUCGACGUUGAAGAGGGAACGAAUUCAUCAACUGCUGAAAACGGUACAGAGGAACAAGCAGGUUCUGAAAAGAUCCAAGAAUUGACGGGAGGCUUACCUCCAGAUGCUAAUGAAGAUCCUAACAACAUGUGGGAUGAUUCUCGCUAUGAAGAGGAGUACAAUUUGGAUAAUUUCAUCAAGACGCUCAAGUAG
Molecule: messenger RNA, 5703 nt
Organism: Australozyma saopauloensis
Lineage: Eukaryota; Fungi; Ascomycota; Pichiomycetes; Serinales; Metschnikowiaceae
Product: DNA-binding ATPase
Exons: 1
Coding region: 1-5703 (1900 amino acids)
Molecular function (GO): ATP-dependent chromatin remodeler activity; DNA binding; ATP hydrolysis activity
Source: RefSeq, a predicted model, not a curated record